This is a messenger RNA of Colletotrichum abscissum, 978 nucleotides long. RefSeq lists its product as uncharacterized. The record is from RefSeq and is a predicted model, not a curated record. The transcript has 2 exons. Bases 1 to 978 code for a protein of 325 amino acids. NCBI's taxonomy places the organism in Eukaryota, Fungi, Ascomycota, Sordariomycetes, Glomerellales, Glomerellaceae.
AUGCUACCUGCAGAAACUCAUCCAGCCACUCUGGAGCUGAGCUGGGAUACGCGAGCACGAUACGCAUUCUUCACGACGUACAUCCAAGGCUUUACUCGGAGCAUGGGUGAGAUAGCUUACCAUUACCGGAACGCACAAACACUAGAUCAUCUUUCAGCGGGCGUCGAAGCAGCCAGUCUGGCUUUUUUGGCUGUUGAGCUCGACAGCCCAAAUCUUCUCCUCCUGGCCAACUCAAGUUACGUCACGGCCAUCCGGCGACUUAAUCACACUCUCAGCUCACUCGAUCCUGACGAAGCGGAAAGAGCUCUUCAAACCAUCCUGCUGCUAGAUAUGUACGAAAAGCUUGUCCACCGGGAUUCGGGAAAGUCUCAGGCAUGGCUGAGUCACGCACAAGGUGGCUUGUCACUACUCGGCGCCCGUGAGACGAGUAUUGUGUCUACCCCAACAGGCUGUCAAGUUGCAGCUCGACUUGUGACGGCAGUGACGGUGAGCUGUGCCACAGUUGGAGAUAGAAUACCUCCGGAGCUUACGAAGGCCCGUCGAAAUAUUGGCUAUCGUGUCAAGAGCGUGAAAUGGACAUUUCUAGGUGUCCUCGCGCAGAUUGUCAACCUUAAGUCCGAUAUCGUUCACGGGAGAAUCUCAACAUUGGACCUUCUUGUCAAGGCAAAAGGUCUCGACGAAAGAAUCGAUACGUUGGACAAGGCCCGCCCACCAUCCUGGAAGCCAAAAACCAUACAAGUCACUGCAGAUGAGCGAGUCCUGGGAUUAUCUUAUGACAUCUACCCGGACCACUACAUCACUCAAGUCUCCAAUGCAAUCUGCACCAUCCGCCUCAUUCUUUAUCACCUUCUCAAGACUUACGUCCCUGAGGAGAGUCGCCCGAAAGAGAACACCUUUCAUGGAACGAAUCGCGACUCGGUCAAUCAGAUGUGCGCCUCAGUGCCUCAAUUCAUCUUACCAGGAAAGAUGAGAAAGUAA